Molecule: messenger RNA, 867 nt
Organism: Durio zibethinus
Lineage: Eukaryota; Viridiplantae; Streptophyta; Magnoliopsida; Malvales; Malvaceae
Source: RefSeq, a predicted model, not a curated record
UAAAAUAUGUAAUAAAAUAAAACAUUGCCCAUUUGAUUCCAAUUCUUUAUUCAGCGUUCAGUCUAGUUUAUGUUAUGACACUAUUUAUCUAAGGGCCAGAACUCCACCUUCCCCUUCCCCAGGCAAAAUCAAACGAAAGCAUCAUUUCUAAUCACCCAUUUCAGCCUAAAAAAAUUUAUUUUCUUGGUGUUUUAGAUUUUGGUUCUGUUCUGAUAAAACAUGGCUUCAAUAUUGAGCUCACAAGGGGUGGUGUUAGCCACAGCUAUGGCAGUCUCCGGCACUGUAAUUCUCCUUGCUUUUCGCCUUCAGAAAUCUUUCCCUCUUCCACUUGAUCAAAUACCCCAGACUUCUCAACAAGUCCUCCGCUCCUGCAUAUCUUCUGGGGGGAAGAAGAGGGAAAAGAAAAAGAAGAAAGUGCACUUUGCGGAAGAUGUGAUGGAUCCGAGAGGGGAUGGAGAAGAGUUCAGGAGACAGGUGAAGAAUCCUGUUAGAAUUGGUAGCAACAAUUCUCCAGCAGCUUUAAACUCAGCACCAAAGCUCAAGAAAAUUGGUGGAGGUAAAGAUAGAGGAAUGCCUGCUAAUAGAAUUGCUCUUUACAAUGGAAUUCUAAGGGAUCGUGUUGUUCAACGAUUGGCUUACUCUUACUGAUCAGGAAAAAAAAAAAAAAAGAAACUGAUUUUGAUUUUUGUUCUUGUACUACCAAAAUUGUGCCUAUUUCUCACACAGUUUGUCUGUAGUUUGUAAUUUUGUAAAUAGUAUAGUAUUUUUUUUCGUUUCAAUCUUUGUUUUUGUAAAAUGUUUUAAUGAUGGUACUUGCUAGUCUAAUUUUUUUUUCUAUCUAGUCUUUUUUUUUCUCUUAUUUUUAGU